AUGUCUAAGUUCUCGUUGAAAGGCAGAGUCGCUUUGGUCACCGGGGGAGCCAGAGGCUGCGGCCUUGCGUUCGCUCAGGGCCUGGCUGAAGCAGGUGCAGACGUGGCCGUCUUCGAUGUGAUUCCACCUUCGCCGGCUCUAGCACAACUCACAGUCGAUCAUGGCGUGCAAACGAAAGCAUAUACUGUCGAUGUGACUUCCCUCGAAAGUCUCAAGACAGGAUUUGAAGCCUUCAAGUUGGACUUUGGUGGAAAGCUUGACAUUCUCGUUGCAUGUGCAGGCGUGAAUAAGAAUGUUGAGCUCCUGGACACCACAGAGGCAGAUUUCGACAGAUUGUUUGGAGUCAACUGCAAGGGUGUCUACUUCUCUGCGCAGAUGGCGGCAAAGAGAAUGAUUGAAAAUGGGACGAAGUGUGGUAGCAUCAUUCUUGUCGCCAGUAUGGCUUCGUAUAUUGCCAUUCGCUCUCAGCGCUCAAGUGCAUAUUGCGGGACCAAAGGCGCCGUGAAGGCAAUGGUUGCGCCAAUGGCUGCAGAGAUGAAUAAGUAUGGUAUACGGGUAAAUUCUGUGAGCCCUGGGUAUGUUCGCACGGAAAUGACGAGCCCCUUCCCGCAUUUGUUGGAGAGCUGGAAAGAUGAGAUCAUGCUUGGUCGGGUCGCAGAGCCAGAUGAUAUCAAGGGGGCAUGUGUGUUCUUGGCGAGCGACGCUAGCAAGUAUUGUACUGGGACGGACAUUGUGGUGGACGGGGGUGUAACGAAAUGGUGA
Diaporthe amygdali is the source of this 762-nucleotide messenger RNA. Its product is annotated as short chain dehydrogenase. Gene Ontology annotation, cellular component: intracellular anatomical structure. The transcript has 2 exons. Gene Ontology annotation, molecular function: oxidoreductase activity, acting on NAD(P)H, oxygen as acceptor. The record is from RefSeq and is a predicted model, not a curated record. The coding region runs from base 1 to 762 and encodes 253 amino acids. NCBI's taxonomy places the organism in Eukaryota, Fungi, Ascomycota, Sordariomycetes, Diaporthales, Diaporthaceae.